This is a messenger RNA of Phascolarctos cinereus (koala), 4939 nucleotides long. It is a transcript of the gene STRIP2, whose product is annotated as striatin interacting protein 2. Gene Ontology annotation, cellular component: cytosol. The record is from RefSeq and is a predicted model, not a curated record. NCBI's taxonomy places the organism in Eukaryota, Metazoa, Chordata, Mammalia, Diprotodontia, Phascolarctidae. Gene Ontology annotation, biological process: cytoskeleton organization.
AAGAGGGUUGUUUGAAUGUUGGUUGGAUAUCUUUUUUUUGUAUCAAAGCAAAAUGUAUCUAUAAUAGAGGUAAUCAGGGGAGCCCUGCCCUGAUCCACUCUGGCAGGAGUACUUCCCAUAGAACUGAGCCCCAUGAUUGGGUCAUUUCAGAUAAGAUGUGCCCUGGUCUCUUGCAGAAGGGCAUUUUCAAACAGAGGUUCCUGGUUGGGACUUUGGUCCCCAUGACGGAGUUUGAAGGGAAGGGGCAAAGAGCAUUGGUCACUGAACAGGAAGAACUACUCACUAGACUUCCAAAUCACAGGUGACUGGAGAGCAAUCCUGAGGAGUUGAUGUUUCUAGCCUUGUCAAGAAGCUCAUGAGGAGUUUCAGAGGUUGGGAGCUCCUGGAUCCACAUGCUAGUUGCUCAGCAGGUGAUCUCAGCAAUAACAUGUUGGAGGAGAAAAAAAUGAUCACAGCCAGGAAGAUGAACAAAAGCUACGCCCCAACCUGCCAGAGGAUAUAACCUUAAGUCAGUGAAGAUCCAAGGUGAAAAUGUCUGUUCAGCAGUCCUACAAAAUGUUUCAUGUUUUAAUAUUUUAAGUAUCAUCCUCCUGGGAGAAUAUAAUAGGAGUGAUGAAUUAUUGUAUCUUGCUUUAAAUAUUUGCUAGUAUGCACUUAGGGGUCUUCUGGGCUUCAAGCAUUUCUUUUGUGGUAGAAAUAAAUAGCUGUCCUAUGCCGGAUUGUAUUGUGGAAUUUGAAAAUUGGAAAGGACCUCAGUGGCCAUCUGGUGAAACCCAUAAAUGAAGGAAUCUCCACUGUCACGUACCUGACAAGCACUCAUUCAGCCUCUGCUGGAAGACUUCCAAAGAAGGGGAACCCACCACCCCUUGAGACAAACUAUCCUUCUUUUAGACAGCUUUCAUUGUUAGGAAGAUUUUCCUGACGUUUGCCUUUUUGCAGUUUCCUCUUAUUGCUCCUGGUCGGGCACUUUGGGGCAACACAAAACUGCACCAGUCCUUCUUCCACAUGUGUCCUUUACUUGAACAGAGCUCUGCUGACCCACCGAGACUUCUUUUCUGCAGGCUAAACAGGCUCAGUUCUUUCCAGAGAUCAAGUACAUUGGUGAGAGGGGGGAAAGGUGGCUUGGAAGCUAAUUAGCUGUGUGACCUUGGGCUUCCCAUCCCAGAACCCCAAUUUAUUCAUCUGUAAAAGAGAUUGUAAUAGAUGUUCCCUCAGGUCCUUCUUCGCAGUGAAGUGUAGGGGAGGAAGAUUACCUGGGCGCAAUCACUGAAAGAUGCUUACUUGAAAAGAUCAUUUACAGCUGGGGUGGGGGAGGGAAAUGGCAGCUUACAAUUCCUCCCAUUUAGAGUUUAGGAAAAUUGAGUCUGAAAUCCGGGAAGGGGAGCCGAGGCCUAGAGGUCGGGUGGUACUCUAAGGAGCAGAAGUACCCUAGCCCCGGGCUGAACAUCUCAAAAAACUGAAUGAGCCCCAACCUCCGCCCCGAACAUCCAGACAGCCAAUCCUACCUAGGGGUGGAGCUGCCAUUAGGUUGCCUUGGCCAAUAGAGAAGGAGGGCGGAGCCGGGGGGGUGUCCCAGGGUAUGUGUGUCGGGAGGAAGGUUCCCCAGGGCGUGCUGCUGCUCUGGUAGCGCCUGGCAGAGCUGGCUGAGCAGUCGCGGGGAGCUGCAUGGAGGACCCCAACGGCGUCGGGCCCGGGGCGGGCAGCCCACCUGGGAACGGUAGCAGCAGCGGAGGAGGAGGAGGCAGCAAGGGAAAGCAGGCGUCGCCCAAGGGCCGGGAAAUGUUCAAGAACCAGCGGAGGGAGUCUGAGGGCUCUGUGGACUGCCCCAACCUGGAGUUCGAGUACGGGGACGCUGAUGAACAUGGGGCCGAGCUGUCAGAACUGUACAGCUACACUGAGAACCCAGAAUUCACUGUCAACCGGCACUGCUUUGAAGAGGAUUUCAGGACUCAAGUACAAGGCAGGGGUUGGCUGGAACUGGAGGAGGCCUCACAGAAAGCCUACAUAAUGCGCCUCUUGGACCGGUUGGAGGUGGUUAACAGGGAACAACGGCUGAAAGUAGCCCGGGCUAUCCUCUACCUGGCCCAGGGAACCUUUGGUGAAUGUGACACAGAGGCUGAUGUCCUGCACUGGUCACGAUAUAACAGCUUUCUGCUCUACCAAAUGGGAACUUUCACUGCCUUCCUGGAGCUGCUGCGCAUGGAGACUGACAACACUCAGGCCUGUAGCAGUGCCCUUCGGAAACCAGCCAUCUCCCUUGCAGACAGCACAGAACUCAGAGUGCUGCUCAGUGUCAUGUACCUGAUGGUGGAAAACAUUCGCCUGGAAUGGGACACAGACCCUAGCGGCUGGAGGGCAGUCCGGGAAACCUUCCAAACGGAGCUGAGCUUCCCGGUACAUAGUGAGGAGCCCUUUGUUCUCCUGCUUUUCUCCAUGAUCACCAAAUUCUGCAGCGGCCUCGCCCCUCACUUCCCCAUGAAGAAGGUCCUGCUUCUGCUCUGGAAGGUGGUCCUGUUUACCCUGGGUGGUUUUGAGACCCUACAGGCCUUGAAGAUACAGAAGAGGGCAGAAUUUAGCUUGCCCCCGCUGGCAGAGGACAGCAUCCAGGUGGUCCGCAGCAUGAGGGCCGCCUCACCCCCCUCUUACACCCUGGACCUGGGGGAGUCACAGAUGGCACCACAGUCCUCCAAACAACGAGGCCGCCGGGGGCGGAAGCAGCUCCUCACCAAGCAGGACAGCCUGGACAUCUACAAUGAACGUGAUCUCUUCAAGAAUGAGGAGCCUCCCCCAGAGGAGGAGGAGGAGGCAGGAGAAGGAGAGAACACCCUGGAUGGAGAGCUUGACCUGCUGGAGCGGGGACCACUGGUCCCACCUCGACCCUCCCAGACUCCCACCACAGAGCGUGUGACUUUCCCUAAGGGUUUACCAUGGGCCCCCAAGGUCAGACAGAAGGACAUUGAGCACUUCUUGGAGAUUAGUAGGAACAAAUUCAUCGGCUUCACCCUGGGGCAGGAUACAGACACCUUGGUGGGAUUGCCAAGGCCCAUCCAUGAAAGUGUGAAGACCUUGAAGCAGCACAAGUACAUCUCCAUCUCUGACAUUCAGAUCAAGAAUGAAGAAGAGCUGGAGAAGUGUCCCAUGUCCCUGGGAGAAGAGAAGGUGCAGCAGACCCCGUGUGAAAUCCUUUACCAGGCCAUGCUGUAUAAUCUCCCACAGUACAUGAUUGCUCUGCUGAAGAUUCUCUUGGCUGCAGCCCCAACUUCCAAGGCCAAGACAGAUUCAAUCAACAUCCUGGCAGACGUCUUGCCAGAGGAGAUGCCCAUCACUGUGCUUCAGAGCAUGAAGCUGGGCAUCGAUGUGAACAGACACAAAGAGAUCAUUGUAAAGAGCAUCUCCACUGUGCUGCUACUGCUGCUGAAGCACUUCAAACUCAACCACAUCUACCAGUUUGAAUAUGUGUCUCAACACCUGGUGUUUGCCAACUGUAUUCCCUUGAUCCUGAAAUUCUUCAAUCAAAAUAUCUUAUCCUACAUCACAGCCAAAAACAGCAUCUCAGUCCUGGAUUAUCCCUCCUGUACCAUCCACGAUUUGCCAGACCUUACUGCUGAAAGCCUGGAAGCUGGAGACAACAAUCAGUUCUGCUGGAGGAACCUAUUUUCCUGUAUCAAUUUACUCAGGCUGCUUAACAAACUGACCAAGUGGAAACAUUCCAGGACCAUGAUGUUGGUGGUGUUUAAAUCUGCCCCUAUCCUCAAGCGGGCACUCAAGGUUAAGCAGGCCAUGUUGCAGCUGUACGUAUUAAAGCUGCUGAAGAUCCAGACCAAGUACUUGGGGCGUCAGUGGAGGAAAAGCAACAUGAAAACCAUGUCAGCCAUCUAUCAGAAAGUGAGGCACCGCAUGAAUGAUGACUGGGCUUAUGGCAAUGACAUUGAUGCCAGGCCAUGGGACUUCCAAGCAGAAGAGUGCACUUUAAGGGCCAACAUUGAGGCCUUUAACAGCCGGCGCUAUGACAGACCCCAGGACUCAGAGUUUGCACCUGUGGAUAACUGUUUGCUGAGUGUCCUGGGGCAGAAGCUGGAACUCCCUGAGGAUUUCUAUUAUUCAUAUGAGCUCUGGUUGGAGAGGGAGGUGUUUUCACAGCCCAUCUGUUGGGAGGAGCUACUCCAGAGUCACUGACUGGGCUCUCAUCUGUGUCCCACACAGUGUUGAAUGCCAUGGGGAAAACACCCCCCUCACCACACACACACACACAAAUGGGAUCCUGCCCACUCUGCUCCCUCCACCUUUUAGAAGCUCUCCUAAUUUUAAUUCAGAUCCAAAGCUCCAGGUCCAGAAUGGGGAGAGCUUGGUUUGAAAGGUUAGGGGAAAGGGGAGCAGCUGUCUCAGCCCUAGAUCCUUCUUUCCCUGCCCAUCCUCUGGGAAAACGGUCUAAAUCCAGGACACACCUGGUGGGAUCAGGGCAAGGGGUGGAAGACAGGAUCCUAGGACCAAAACAUGCUACCCUAGAGCCAAUUUCCAAGAUCCAGAAUGGCUUUGAAUACUAAUGAGUCUUAUGGUGGGGGUGGGGAAGGCUCCAGAUCAGGGACACUCUGGACUGGAUUUCUCCCUGUUUCCCUUUGCCUUUGGUGGCUAGGAGAGCAUUCCCUAGGCUCUCUGGGGCUUUCUGACCCAUGGCAUUCACUUCAGUGUAAGACUUACAACCCUUAUUAUCCUAAACUAGGUAACUAGUAGUGCAGAAUGAAGGAAGACAAGUGUUUUUGUGGUUCAGUCCUAGGUUUCUUAAGACUUUGCCUGGGGUUUUCCCCAAAUGCCAGCUUUGAAAUUGGGUUCUCUUUUCAAUCUCUUUCAAAGAUAUCUCAGGCACCCAUACCCUGUCAAACCAUAUAGGACUGUACAGGAAGUCAGUAUUGUUUCAAGGCCAUUUUGGGAGUGAGUCAAG